Messenger RNA from Chlamydomonas reinhardtii, 2810 nucleotides. RefSeq lists its product as uncharacterized. The coding region runs from base 198 to 2174 and encodes 658 amino acids. Gene Ontology annotation, biological process: DNA-templated transcription. Gene Ontology annotation, cellular component: RNA polymerase III complex. The transcript has 18 exons. Gene Ontology annotation, molecular function: single-stranded DNA binding. NCBI's taxonomy places the organism in Eukaryota, Viridiplantae, Chlorophyta, Chlorophyceae, Chlamydomonadales, Chlamydomonadaceae. The record is from RefSeq and is a predicted model, not a curated record.
UCACUCAGUUGAAUGUAUCUACCUAGUUUCGCUUCUCGCUCAAGCGAGCUGCAGCCGACGUCAGUGGCUUUGCCCUCAUAGUUUUCACAGCUAUCCUUUGCUCUGACAUUUGAAGUAGAUAACGCGCGCCUACAAGUCUGCGGAAGCCGCUGCCGGCGCGGCAAUUAGAAGCCGAGCAGUCUUCGUGUUAUUCAACGAUGUCCACUCGCAAGCAAUAUGCUUGCGAUUUAGCUUGUAGACUAGUUCAGGACCAGUAUGGUGACGCCGUCGGGAAAGUCUUCAAGCUGCUGGUCUCGAAGGGCCAGCUGCAGCUCGGCGACAUCGUGCGCGGCACAAGCAUGAACCCCAACAUUGUGAAGCAGGCACUGCUCAUCCUCAUCCAGCAGAACUGCAUCAACUCCUAUCUGCAGCCCGGCGAGGAGACGCUGCGCGGCCCCCGCCCCAGCUUCUACCUGUACGAGGCCAACACGGACCGAGUGCUGCAGAUCAUCCGGCACCCGCGCUUCCUGCUGCACAUCAAGGACGAGGCGGGCGAGGUGGCGGAGGCGGUCAUCGCGCAGCUGCUGCAGGAGGGGCGUUUGCGCAUGGACCAGGUGUUGGGCAGUGUGGCGGCGCGGCUGGGCAAGGCCCUGGACAAGGAGACGCGCGACAGCAUCAGCAACACCUUCAUCAGCCUGGUGCAGGCGCACUACGUGGAGCGGUCGCCGCCUUGCAGCCUGCCGCCGCCCGCGGUGCGGCCGCACCCCAACAGCGUGCGUACACGCAAGGCCAAGUCAGCCGCCAGCAACACGGAGGGCUACGCGGCCGAUCAGGCGGCGGCCCUCAAGUCCUUCGAGGAGCUCAGCUUCGAGAAGCAGAGGUUCAAGGUGCCCGCCGAGCUGGCUCUGGAGAUGUUCAUGUCGGACGUACCCGCGGCGGCAGCGGCGGCGGCGGCUGACGGCGCUGCGAAUGGAGGCGGCAGCGGCGAGGGCAGUGGCGACGAGGAGGGGGAUGAGCGCGCGGCCUCACCGGACGCGAAGAUGGAGGACGCGGAUGGGGCGGGCGAAAGCGCGGGCGGCAGUGGCGCGGGCGGCAGUGGCGCGGGCGGAGGUCGUGGCAGGAAGAAGCGCGCGGCCCCGGACGACGACGACGAGCUGGCCAUCAAGAUCACGGCGCCGGCCAAGAAGGCCAAGAUGCGUGCCGGCACGGCGCGCCCCGACGUGUCUGCGUCGCCUGGGUCCCAGAGCCCCACCCGCACCACCGGCGGCGGCGCGGGGGCGGGCCGCGCCGCCUCUCCCGGCUCCCCCGUGGCCGAGCCGGCGGUGGUGCUGUGGCGCGUCAACAACGACGAGUUCAACCGGCGCUUCAGGCACCAGGCCAUUGUGGGUCUGGUCCGCGAGAAGUUCGAUGAGGACGCGGCGGGCGUGGUCAGUGCCAUGCUGGCGGCGGGCAGGCCCUUCGAGAGCUCCGUCAAGGAGGAGCGCAGUGUGCAGCUGAGCGAGGACGAGGUGGAGGCCACUGCACACAAGCUAGCCAACGCGGGCAUCAUCCCCAGCAUGGCGGGUGUGUCGGUGUCGGGCGUGUUGCGCACCCUGGCCAACGACGGGUUCGAGAUGUUCACACACGUGGGCACCGGGCCGCAGGGCAGCGCCUCUUACGUGGUCAACUCCCAGCGCGUGAUCGACCUCAUCAUGCUGAAGCAGACGGAGGCGGUGGUGAAGGCGCGGUUCGACGUGGCGGGGCUGCGCGUGUUCCGGCUGUUGGCGCUGCGGGGGCAGCUGGAGCAGAAGCAGAUCGCUGACCUGGCCAUGCUGCCCGCCAAGGACACGCGCGAGCUGCUGUACCUCAUGCUGCAGGGCGGCUUCGUCAUGCUGCAGGACAUACCCAAGACCGCCGACCGCGCCCCCAGCCGCACCUUCUACACCUGGCGCGUCAACAUGACCUCGCUCUCCGACUCCACCGCCGCGCAGUUGUACCGCUCCGCCGGCCGCGUUUGGCAGCGACUCCAGUUCGAGACGGAGAAGGAGAAGGACCUGGUGGCGCUAAUCGAGAGCGCCAAGGAGACACGCACCGUCAACUUCAACUUGACCACCGCGCAGCGCCAAGCGGUUGCCCGGCUGAAGCGCGUUAACGAGGUUAUGGAGACCAGCCUGGCGCACCUUGACCAGAUGAUCGCGGUAUUCAACGACUUUUAGUUAAAUUGCUUCUAGAGCUGCUGUACAGAUUUCUGCUUCUGUAUACAGUAGCUUCUGUGGCUUGCGGUUGUGCUUUGCUAGGUAGUUGAGUCAGCUCCGCUGUUGCCGUUGCCGGUUUCUGUUUUUUAUGGGUUCCAGCAUAUCUGGCGCAAUGUGUGUGUGGAGCUGGAUGUCGUUGUCGGGAUGCAGAGUUCAAGGCGGCACGGCCCUGGCAGGUGGAGAUAGCAGGGAGGUGGCAGGGCGGGGGCAGGGUGGUGGCGGGGUUUCCGCGUUUUCAGCCCCCCCUGCCGGGGGCUGUGUUGGUGGAACCCUGCCGUGCCAUGCCUGAUACCACCCCUGUGCAAGCAUGGUCGCCUUUUGGGGGUGCGGUGCUCCCGCUGUGGCGGACUCUGAAAGAUUGCUGGAUCCUGCCUGACUCCGUCCUGGUCGGUGGGUGUGGUCCCUUGAUCAUGUCCCUAUCCUUAGGAUACCGGUGAUGCAAAUUAGCAUACUGGUGUCAAAAACGUAUUGACCAACCACUUAGAGGGAACGUCCUUGUUCUGUUGUAAAACGUUUGCCGAUCGGGAGCCCAAGGAAGGUCGGAAACCAACGGACAGAUAUAUGGACAUGUAGCAUAGUGUGUAACUACAUGUUAUG